Botrytis deweyae is the source of this 2151-nucleotide messenger RNA. RefSeq lists its product as uncharacterized. Gene Ontology annotation, biological process: regulation of DNA-templated transcription. The coding region runs from base 1 to 2151 and encodes 716 amino acids. NCBI's taxonomy places the organism in Eukaryota, Fungi, Ascomycota, Leotiomycetes, Helotiales, Sclerotiniaceae. Gene Ontology annotation, molecular function: transcription cis-regulatory region binding; DNA-binding transcription factor activity, RNA polymerase II-specific; zinc ion binding. The transcript has 4 exons. Gene Ontology annotation, cellular component: nucleus. The record is from RefSeq and is a predicted model, not a curated record.
AUGAGGAAUGCACGUGCUUGCGAAGCUUGCAGAGCAAGUAAAAACCGAUGCUUCUUUGCCGAUGGCACUACAAUAUGCCAGAGAUGCGACCAAGCCAAAAGUCGAUGUGUCGUUCGAGAGAAAGCCAGACCAAGACGUGCUCGACGUACUGUACGUCCAGAGAGUAGUACAAAAUUAGAUGAUACCGGAAGCCCAUUAUCAUCCGCCCCCUCGCUUUCUGCUGAUAACCCCUCGAAAGAUGGGGGGUUUUCUCUUGAUCUUCCCACAACAAUAUAUCAUGAUUCAGCCAAAGACACUGAAAUUCUUCAGAACCAUCAUAAACGGGUCUUCAAAGAAGAUAAAUCGCGAUCGCCUAGCCCAUUGAAGGGUACACUACCCGUACCAUCCAAAUACAUCUCCGGUCGCAAACUCACAUUAUCCCAAGCGACACACCUCCUCGAUUCCUAUAUUCCCAAACUUCCAUUUUUCCCUUUCGUCACUCUCCCCGCAAACCCCACAAUUCGGGCCCUGUCCCAACAAUCUCCCUUCCUGCUUUUGGCCAUCCUCACCACCGCCGCUAGCCCACAUCCAUACCUUCAUCAUCAACUAGACCAGGAGUUCCGUCGUGUGUUAAGUCUCAAAUUAAUCGUCGAGUCGCAAAAGUCCCUUGACUAUCUUCUUGGUCUUCUAGUAUAUAUAGCCUGGUAUCCCGUGCAUACCAAACCACAACACAAUCCAUGUCUUACUUACAUGAACCUCGCCAAUUCCUUGGCUUUAGACUUAGGACUCGAUCAAGCAGAGCCUCAAACUGCUCUGUUUCGAGAAUUUGAUUUGAAGGGACUUGUGGAUAGCGAUGGCGCGUGGACGAUGGAGGCUAGAAAAGCUUACAUGGGAUGUUAUGUUUUGGGUUCUCAUCUUUCUAAGGGAUUCAAUAAACCACAAACCAUGUCCUACGAGAAUCUUCUUCCUAGUAAUCCGAAUACCUUCAUUCCGUCACACAUGACCACACCGGCAACAGCUAUUGUGAUACUUGAGCGUGUGGCUGAUCGUAUCAACGAUGCAUGGACCGCAAAGAACUAUCCACAAAUGGACGUCUUCAGCACCGACUUGUACGUCCAAUUAUUCACCUCUGAACUAGACACCUGGAAACGAAACGUACCAGAAUCAAUUGCUUCUUCACCACUCCUCGCUCUAUAUCACAAACACACCCAUUUCUCAAUCUAUGCCCACUCCCUCCGUCUUCUCCGUCGUCCCUACCGUCCCUUCGUCCCCGGAACCACAGAAGCCAUUCCCUCCCCCGAACAUCUCAACAUCUGUCUCCGUCUCGGCGCAUCCUACUUCCAACAUCUUCUCUCACUCCCCACUUCAGACUACACCCAUUUCAAUCUAAUUCACUGGUCACAACUCGUACACUCCCUCGUCGGACUCGUACGACUCACAUUCGUGCUCGCUCACGUGGAAAACUGGUCUGCGGAAACCACGCGCGAGAAAGUGGGGCUGAGUAUGUAUUUAGAAGCAUUAUGUUUUAGACUCAGUAGUCUAUCAUCGAAUUCACAAGUUUCUUCCGGUGCGGAUAUCGAAUCUAGGGAAAGUGGGACGAGGGAUGAGGGAAGUAGUAAUGGAAAGAGAAAACACUAUGAUAAAUAUUUCGUGAUGCAUGGGAUGUUGACUGCGCUUAAGAAAACGUGGGAGCAGAGAGUAGAGGCGAUAGUUCCGAAAGCGUCAGUGAUUUCUAGGGGAAAAUGUCCAAUGUUUGAUCCGGAGAUGGCGCCGCUAUUGGAGAAUACAAAUAUGAAUUUCGAUUUUGGGGAUAUGGCGGCUUGGGAUGAUGGUUUUGGGGAGGGAAUGGCGGGAUGGGAUGUGGAUAUGGGGGGUAUUGGGAUGGGUACUUCUACCAGUACAGGUAUCAAGACACCGGGAGAUGGAGAGACGGGGUUACAAACGAUAAGUAGUCAUGCUGGAACACCAGGGAGAAUUGGAACUGGAAUUUCCAUGUCGGAUGGAAGGAUAGAGCAGCAGCGAGGUGCAGGCACACUUUAUCAUGAUUUAUGGGCAACAAUGACAUGUUCAUGGUCCGAACAAUCUCCUAGAUGGCCGACAGAGAUGGUUCCUGAAAGCACUGGUACUAGUAGUAAUGAAGCGAUUUUCGGGUAUCAAGUUAACGAAGGUUAG